UUUUUGAUUACGGCUUGAUUCCACACUGUAUUUUUGGUACAAGUCUGAAAUUUUCAGCAUGGAUAUCGGUAGAUUAAGUUUUGCAGGCUGACCAUAGAUAUCAGGUGUGCGUCAGCAUGGGAUAGAACCUCAGACAAUGUGCAUGGUCGGCGAGAGUCCCAACUACUGGGCCACCGACGCAGUGUUUUAACCCGGGUCUUUAUUCUGCUUUUCGCGUCUUAUUCCAGCGUGCUUGAUAUAUUUAUUAUUGUCUGUGGUGUUCUACUACAACAAUGAUCCACCCAGAAAGACAUUGAAUCUUGAGGUUAGUGUCGGCGGUGGAUUCCUCUAUUUACGGUACAUUUGUUUGGUAUCUCUUUGAGGCUCUCAAAAAUGGGGAAGGGAUAUAAUAAUUAUAUGUGUAAAAAGUUUUUCCACCCAACCAAUUUCGAAAACAUAAAAAGAAAAUGGAUGGCUGAACAGGAACAUGAGUAUGAUACAAAGAGAGAACUUGAGAAACUUAAUCAAUACCGCCGAGAACAGGAAACUCUUGAAAAUCGUGUUCUCUUGGGGGACGAGAAAGCUAGGUUAGGAUUAGCCUGGAUGUAUGAUCAACCGGCUUUAGUGGAAAAGGAGCAGCCUGAUGAAAAGGAGGUUAAAUUUGAAUGGCAAAGGAAGUAUAAUGCUCCAAGAGAAACUUACUGUAAAAAUUCAAACGAGAUCGUAGAUCAACCUUUCGCCAUCGAAGUCCGCAAUGUCCGUUGCAUGAGAUGCAAGCAGUGGGGACAUUUAAACACUGAUCGUGUUUGUCCACUUUUUGGCAAGUCUUUUACACAGGAGCCGACGACAAGUGACAUGGUUGCACUUGACCAAGUUCAAAAAAGUCUUCAAAAGGAAGGCUUGUCUUUAAAAAGAGGCACUGAUCUGGACCGAUACACGUCUAUAUUUAGUAAGGCGAAAAAAGCCUUGACUGAUGUCUCCAAGCGUACGUCAGAGGAAGAAGAUUCUUUGGCGAUGGAGUUCUUAAAAAAUCUUUCUGAGAAGCAGCGUGAGAAACUGUUGAAAAAGCUCUCGAAGCUAUCAGAUAAGUCUCCUAAACACAAGGAACACAAGUCGAAACACAAGCAUUCUAAAAGACGGUGAUUUUUGAACUACAGAUACUUAAUUUUGCUUUUGCUGUUAUGUAUAUACAUUAUUUCUGUUCAUUUAAUUUGAUUGAAUGACUUUAAUUAUAAUGCAUAUUAACUUGUCAUUUUCCAUAUCUGUCAGUUAUAUGGUUUUUCUGUCGCAAGUGAAUGAAAUAUAGCGAAUACAGGCAGUAAAUGUGAAUGUUAGAAAACUCUUUGCUUUAGUUCUUUGUGUAAAUCAGUGAUUAUCAACUCUGAACUCAUUUGUGGGUUGUGAAUGCAAUUUUAACACGCUAACUGGUGAGAUAGUACUUAAGGAUGCAUUGUUCAAAUGUUAACAUAAACGGUUUGUUAUGUCUUUUUCAGCUUACCACAACGUGUGCAGUGUUAAUUACCGCUUUUUUAAGUGGUAUUCGAACUAGGUAUUAUUCUGACACUGUUUUCUAAAGUGUCACUCAGUAAACCGGAGAUUUACUUCUCAUCUCAACUGAAUCACAUGUUUUGUUUUAGCGACAUGACUAUAUACUUCGGUAGUACCAAAGAAAGAUGCAUCAUACGUGGACUCUUGGGUAACGAUCAGUUUUGUAGGCGUCGAUUUAUGGUGGAAACGUUGAUGGUAAUUUCUAGCAUGAGAAGGUAACAAGAAACACUAAGUAAAUUCAGGGUAGUAUUUUGUCG
Trichobilharzia regenti is the source of this 1784-nucleotide messenger RNA. The record is from the annotation of a GenBank genome assembly. Lineage: Eukaryota; Metazoa; Platyhelminthes; Trematoda; Strigeidida; Schistosomatidae.